AAGAUAGACGAUAAAGAAGAGCAAAAAAAAAAAAAAAAAAAAACGGAAAACUCCGAUCCCCGACACUGUCGCUUUACCCAAAGAAAAUUUCGCUGCGACAAUCAAUGACACAACCAAUUACUAGUAAUAAUUAUUAAAAAUCCCGAAAAACUUUGAUUUGUCUAACAAAUAUUUAGUUUUUUUGGGAUCCUCUUGGCCUUUUCUUUUGGGGAAUAAUUCUCCCUUUUUUUCUCUUUCAAUUUCUCUCAUUGGAAAGCUUUGCUUUUCCAUUACCAAAUUUCCUCCAAAGCCUUGUCCUUACCUCCUUUGCAAUGGCUGUUCUUCUUCGGAUUCUCUGCUAGCUCCUCCCUCCAUAUUCAGUGGAAGAUCCAAACCCUACAAAUCCAAUCCUGGGUUUCUUUUCACUAUUGUGGUGCAUAUUUAACAAUGGAUGACCAAGGUGGUAGCAAGUUGACCGGAAUCAGGCAGAUUGUUAGACUAAAGGAAUUCCUUCAAAAGUGGCAAACUGUCACAUUAGGCUCAAGGUCAAAUACCCCCCAUUCAGAAGAAAAUCAUGGGGAUGUCUCACGACCAAUUAACAAAAGGCUAACAAAUGUUAUGUGUUGUGAUUCUGAUGAGGAGAGCUGCCACAGUCCUGAACCACCGCCUGAUGUUCCAAAGGGAUAUUUGGCAGUUUAUGUUGGGCCAGAGCUUCGGAGGUUUAUCAUCCCCACGAGCUACCUUACCCAUCCUGUCUUCAAGAUUUUGCUUGAAAAGGCUGAGGAGGAAUUUGGGUAUGAUCACAACGGCGGGCUUACUCUCCCUUGUGAGAUUGAGACCUUCAAGUAUCUCCUGAAGUGCAUAGAGAACCAUCCUAAGGGUCACCUUGUUGACAGCUCAGUUUCUGAACAGCUGGAGAUUCAUUAAAUAUUGGGAAAGAGUAAUUGUGCUGGUCUUAUAGUGGUCAAGAACUUUUGGGGUUUAAAGCAAGGUCACCUUGUAAGCAGAUUUUUUUUUUUCUGGUUAAUUGGCAAACGAUAGGAAACUUUUAGUUAGAAAAUUUCAGGUGUAUGAAAUGAAUGUGAUGAGAGGGGGCAAUGUUUAACCUCUCUGUCCUUAUUGGAAUGUGACUGGCAUCUAAUGUUUGAUUGAUAAUGAAAUACUUUUAUGCAUCACCGCCUUCAUGCAUCUGUUCGAAAUCUUGUCUCUAAUACUGGAUGAGAUCAAUUACAUUUCUAUUAUAAUGUCGUUGGUUUCCUGUCUGGCUAAAUUGAAUAUUAGGAACCUUUCGGUGGGCAAAUUGACAUUUGAAUUUGUUUUCCUUCCUUCUGCACAUGCUACUAUUGUGUAGUUGUAUGAAAACUACUAUCAGUUUUGUUCGGAUGCAAUGC
Molecule: messenger RNA, 1370 nt
Organism: Durio zibethinus
Lineage: Eukaryota; Viridiplantae; Streptophyta; Magnoliopsida; Malvales; Malvaceae
Product: protein SMALL AUXIN UP-REGULATED RNA 16-like
Biological process (GO): response to auxin
Source: RefSeq, a predicted model, not a curated record